Synchiropus splendidus (mandarinfish) is the source of this 2987-nucleotide messenger RNA. RefSeq names its product REST corepressor 1 (gene rcor1). Gene Ontology annotation, biological process: regulation of transcription by RNA polymerase II; negative regulation of DNA-templated transcription. The transcript has 13 exons. Gene Ontology annotation, molecular function: transcription corepressor activity. Bases 1331 to 2665 code for a protein of 444 amino acids. Gene Ontology annotation, cellular component: transcription regulator complex; histone deacetylase complex. Lineage: Eukaryota; Metazoa; Chordata; Actinopteri; Syngnathiformes; Callionymidae. The record is from RefSeq and is a predicted model, not a curated record.
CACUUGAUUUGUUCUUAACUGACACAAUCUGCCGUUCAUAUUAGCAUCCCCAGUAAAGUCCGUACAUUGAACCAUCAUUGAAGUUGUGUGUUGUAGACAGGUGUGGUGUAACAGAGUAUUAUAUAGUUAUUAAUGAUAUAGUCAUUUGAUGUGCAUUAGCAGUGAAGCUGAAUCAGAGCCGUACUGUUUCCAGUGUGAUGUGGUGCCCAGCGUAUGCCAUCACCAUCAAGGUCCCGAGAGCUCGGAGCUGGGUCCCAUUCCAGCUACUGGUUGAGCAGCAGCACACAUUCUUGGGAGCACAGACUGAAAACCUGUCCGACUCACAGCUAGAAAACCAUAUUUCUGGAGGUGAGAUUGUGAAGUUUGGUCUGGCGGCCUGUUGUGUCCAAGACCGAGCUCCAUUUAACCACCGACGGCACACGUCAGACCAUCCUUAAAAAUGGCAUGUGACAUGGGCACAUGUGCACGCUGAGAAUUGCAGCUUCAAGAUUACGAAAGGUGCCACUCCAGAAGGAUUUGUGUCCAAAGAUGAGGAAGAAGCAAAACAACGAGACAGAAUUCAUUGACAGAAUGAUCCUAAUCUUCAACAUAUGGAGAAACCAGGUCAGAAUGACAAAACAUCGGUGGAGCAAGUCCAUAUUCGUCACAUGAAGCAAGACAUUUCAGUCCAAAAAUGAGGUGGUUUUAUUGAAGCGCAUGCAACGCUGAGUCAUAACAGUUGUGAUGGUUUGUGAAAGUUUUUUUUAGAUCAACAUCAUAGGUUCAAUCGUUGCUAGUUAGUGCUGUUACUGGGGCCAAAUGGUAAGACACAUGGCUCAAUGGUUAACUGCUGCAAGAGAGAGGUGGAAAACAAUAGAUUGAUUUGGUACAAAUAAGGGACCAAUGUAAAGAAAGAAAGGGGGAGGGGAAAUAAAUCAAGAAAUAAUUCUGGAGCGCUCGCAGACUCCAGUGGUGAAUGGCAAAACAGUGAAUACAGAUGUGUCCGCGCGUUGUUUUUAUUCAGAAGUGUUCAUAAAGUCCCACUUGGAGCAGCCGCGGCUCCCGCUUCAGAAAGUGGUUUAAAAACAGGCCAAACUAAGGUCAGUAAAAGUUUAUUUUGCAAACUUCAUCGAUUUACAUCUCGAUCCAGCUCGGAUUCUGGUUUGUUCAGGCUGAGUCCGGUUUUUCUGGCUGCGCGCGUGUGGCGGCCCGUCAGCGCGCUCGCGCUUCAGUUACCGGAACUUCCGGGAGCCAGAGAACUCCUGCUACUUUAGCUUAGCCUCCGCUCGUCACCGCCGCUGCUCGCAUUCGGUCCCCAGUCCGUCCGUCCGCCGCCGCCGCCGCAGCAGCGAUGCUCGACAGAAACUCCGAGGCUCCAGGGAAGCGGAGAGGCAGAGCACCCGCGGGCACCAGCGGCCCCGGAGCGGCGACCAUCAUGGGCGCCAACAGCGUGUCCGGCGAUGGCACCAGCAACAACAGCUGCUGGGAAGAGGGAAGUUCGGGCUCCAGCAGCGACGACGAGCGCGGCGGAGGAGGGAUGCGGGUCGGCACGCAGUACCAGGCGCUGGUCCCGGACUUCGACCCGGAGGUGGCAAAGGCUUCGCAGUCGACUGAGAAUCUUGGCAUGUUGGUUUGGAUCCCCAGCAACACAUUAAACCAGACUCAGCUGGACGAGUACAUCGCCAUCGCCAAAGAAAAACACGGUUAUAACAUGGAGCAGGCCCUUGGGAUGCUUUUCUGGCACAAUCAUAACAUCGAGAAGUCUCUGGCUGACUUGCCAAACUUCACGCCGUUUCCUGACGAAUGGACAGUGGAGGACAGGGUUCUGUUUGAGCAGGCCUUCAGCUGCCACGGAAAGAGUUUCCGUCGCAUCCAACAAAUGCUACCUGAUAAAUCCACCUCCAGCCUUGUACGGUUCUAUUACUCCUGGAAGAAAAGUCGGAGUAAAACCAGCCUGAUGGACAGACAGACCCGCCGACACAAGAGGAGCAGAGACGACAGCGAAGAUGAAGAUGGAAACUCGGUCAGUGACCCAGAGUCGCAGCAAGAAGAAAAGAAGGAGGUGAAUUCUGUGUCCGAGAGGUCGGAGGUCAAAUCUUCUGCAGGUCUGAAGUCGGGGGGUAAGGCUUCUCAGCGCGUGAAGAAACGUCCUCCCAGAGGAAUGUUCCUGAACCAACAGGACGCCGUCUCACUGACCUCCAGCUCGGCUCCAGGGCUGAUCAGGCAGCUGGAUGGACAGCUGGUCUCCAUCAAGAGACAGAUUCAGGCCAUCAAACAGUCCAACAGCUCCCUGAAGGAGAAGCUGAGCUCCGGGGUGGAGGAGUUCCGGCAGCCCGAGGUGAACCACAAGUUUAACAGCCGCUGGACCACGGAGGAGCAGCUGUUGGCCGUUCAAGCCAUCCGGAAGUACGGCCGGGACUACCAGGCCAUCUCCGACGUGAUCGGGAACAAGUCGGUGGUGCAAGUCAAGAACUUCCUGGUGAAUUACAGACGCAGGUUCAAUCUGGACGAGGUUCUGCAGGAGUGGGAGGCUGAACAUGGCAUCGAGGGCGGAGAGCGAGAGGAGGAAUACAAGAUGGAGGCAAGUCCGGCGGAGGAGGAGGAGGGGGCGGAGCCCGGCGCCGCGGCAGUGAAGGAGGAACCGACAUCCCCACCCGACUCCCAGAAGCAGCCUGAAGAGCUCUGACCUCCACCUCCUAACCUUUAUUGCGUCUACUUCUUUGAGUUUAAUGUUCCCUGCUUAUGUUGGACAGUUGAGUUGAAGCUCGAUCAGAUGAUUCCCGUCGUCUCUGAUCCGGACCAAUCUGAGAACAGGCCAGAUCCACCCAACUGUGACGCCUGUGGUUUUCUAAUCGAUAUUUUAUUGGCGUGAGCGAGCGAGCGAGUGUGUGCGCAUGUGAGUGUGUGAAGAUAAAGCCAUGUUGGAUGACGUCACAGGUCGCAGGCUCGUUCUUGCCCCUGUGACGUUGUUCUUUUUCUAGUUAAAAUAAAAACCAAAGCUCAUCAGA